This is a messenger RNA of Prosopis cineraria, 1681 nucleotides long. RefSeq names its product transcription factor bHLH30-like. Gene Ontology annotation, molecular function: DNA-binding transcription factor activity; protein dimerization activity. The record is from RefSeq and is a predicted model, not a curated record. Gene Ontology annotation, biological process: regulation of DNA-templated transcription. Lineage: Eukaryota; Viridiplantae; Streptophyta; Magnoliopsida; Fabales; Fabaceae. The transcript has 2 exons. The coding region runs from base 371 to 1444 and encodes 357 amino acids.
AAAAAACAAAAAAUAAACCCAAAAGUUACCCAACAAAGCGAAAGAGAGAGGAGGAAAGUUUUGUUCUUCAAGCGUAGGAUAAAAAGGGUCAUUCUCACCUCUUUCCCUCACAGCCAAAAAAAACCUACCAAAGUCUGAUAGAGAUUUCAGAUCCCCGUCGAUCCUCUUGCCUCCUUCUCCUUCUCCUUCAUCGCACAUCAAAGGAACACGCUAUUAAGCCCUGUGUUCUAUUAUAUUCUUCUCUCUUCUUGGUCUAUAUAUAUCAAAAGACUCGAAGCUGAUCACGUGUGUGUGUGUGUCUCUCUCUCUCUCUCUCUAUAUAUAUCUAUAGGUUUAAGGUGUUAUUAUUAUACAUUCGAUCAUAUUGGAGAUGAAAAGAGAGGAAGAUCAUGGGCAGUGUUCUUCGCAAGCCAUAAACAACUUUCACAGCUAUCAAGAGCAGCUGCUUCUGCAACAGAUGCAGCAACAGAACAGUAUGUUUCCUGAAGUUUCUCCAAUCCUUCAGCCAUGGAAUAUUCCUCCGGUUCACUCCUUCAACCAGGCGGCCCACCAUCAUCACUUCGCCAAUCCGGUCCGAGUCGACCAACACGACCCGUUUCUUCUUCCUCCGCCGCCACCUCCUCCUCCGGCUGGACCCUACGCCGGUUUGUUUAACCGGAGGGUUCCUUCUCUGCAGUUUGCCUACGACGGCUCAGCUUCCGACCAUCUCCGGAUCUUAUCGGAGGCUCUUGGACCCAUGGUUCAGCCCGGUUCAGCUCCGUUCGGCCUGCAGGCCGAGUUGGGCAAGAUGACGGCUCAAGAAAUUAUGGACGCUAAGGCUCUUGCAGCGUCUAAGAGUCACAGUGAAGCUGAAAGGAGACGCAGGGAGAGAAUCAAUAACCAUCUCGCCAAGCUUCGAAGCUUAUUGCCCAGUACAACCAAAACGGAUAAAGCAUCGUUGCUAGCAGAAGUGAUUCAGCAUGUGAAGGAACUGAAGCGCCAGACGUCACUGAUAGCAGAAACGAGCCCAGUGCCGACGGAAGUCGACGAGCUGACGGUGGACGCCGCCGACGAGGACGGCAAGUUAGUGAUCAAAGCCUCGUUCUGCUGCGAGGACAGGUCGGAUCUGUUGCCGGAACUGAUCAAAGCGCUGAAAGCACUCAAGCUAAGAACCCUCAAAGCCGAGAUCACCACUCUGGGUGGACGCGUGAAGAAUGUGUUGUUCAUUACAGGGGAAGACGGUGGCGGCGACUCAUCAAGCAGCGACGAGCAACAUCAUCAUAAUUAUCAUCUUGAUGAUGAAAGCCAGAGGAUGAUGCAGCAGCAACAGUACUGUAUAAACUCGAUACAAGAAGCUCUUAGGGCUGUGAUGGAGAAGAGUGGUGGUGGGGAAGAGACGGCAAGUGGGGGUAUCAAGAGACAAAGGACUAAUAACCUUAAUAUCCUCGAACACAGGUCUUUAUAAUCGCUACUGCUACUACGACGUAGUGUACGUACUAAGUUUAUUCAUCUUCAAAGAUCAGAUCUAGUAGCUGCCUACCUUAUAUAUUACUACACACUAAAAUGAGAUCGAUCUCUUGCCGGUUUUUUAUUUUUUAUUUUUAUUUUUGGUGCCUACUUUUUCGGGUGUGGUUUUUUGUGGUGUGCCGGAAAAAUGUCAUUUACUAUAUAAUGAACUAAUAUAAUAUGUGGUUUUUGUGUA